This is a messenger RNA of Armigeres subalbatus, 1752 nucleotides long. RefSeq lists its product as uncharacterized. Bases 1 to 1752 code for a protein of 583 amino acids. The transcript has 3 exons. NCBI's taxonomy places the organism in Eukaryota, Metazoa, Arthropoda, Insecta, Diptera, Culicidae. The record is from RefSeq and is a predicted model, not a curated record.
AUGGAUAAACUCGUCCGCGAACGGAAAUCUCUUGAGCCCCGGUUGAAACGUAUUUCGGAUGCAGUGGCGAAGAUUAAACCAGAAGAGGCUGAAGAAAUAGACGUGCAAAGUGAGCUCGAUGCAUUGUAUGAAGUAUGGGCGGCAUAUUGUGCUGUACAUAAGAAGAUUUUGGACGUUUGUGAUGGUGAUGACGCUUAUAAUGACGCAGUACAUCGGCAAAGCCAAUUCGAAGGGUGCUAUAUCGCACAGAAGAACCGUUUAUUGAAGCUAUUGAAAGUAAUUAAAGAACGCGAAAACGUGCCGAAUUCACUUUCCCCUCAGCAUGACGUCAUCAAGCAGUUAGCUGACCAGCAAGCGGAAUUUCUGCAAAUAAUGUCUUCCAACAUGGCCACCUCGUCUACCUCGCCUGCCUCGUCUGCUGUCGUGCCUAACCACGCCGCUUUGCCGCCUCUUUCGGACCUCAAGUUGCCCCGGAUGAACAUGCCUGUCUUCAGCGGUAAUUAUCUCGAGUGGCAAUCAUUUUUCGAUCUGUUCUACAGCAUGGUAGACCAAAACCCAUUGCUGAAGGACAGUCAGAAAUUGUACUACCUAAAAACCAACCUUGCGGGAGAGGCUGCUUCUUUGGUUUCGCAUCUGAAAAUCGAAGAUGCCAACUACCGAUUGGCUCUAGAGAAGCUGAAAUCGAGGUACGACAAGCUUCGAGAGAUUGCCCAUCAGCAUAUAAAGCGAUUCCUUUCCCAGCCAACGCUGACAUCGCCCUCGGCACAUGGAUUGCGAUCACUUCAUGAUGUGUCAGAUGAGGUUAUUCGGGCACUGAAAGCACUGAAUAAAGAAGACCGCGACACUUGGCUCUUGUUCAUAUUAAGUGAAAAGGUGGACCCGGACACCAAACAAUUGUGGUGUCAGAAAAUGGCGGAAAUGGAUGAAGUCAACAUCAAUCUGCCGUGCUUCUUGAAGUUCAUCGAGUCUCGCAGCUUUGCUCUCCAGUCAGCCCAGACUUCCCGACCGAAGGCAAGUGUUCCCUUCAAACCACCUUCCAAGGCGCCCUUUCCAAUCAGAGGCGCUUCCGCAUUCGUCGCCACGAAUUCGUCGUUCUGCGAUGUGUGCCAUAAACAGAAACAUCAACUCUACCAAUGUGGAGGAUUCCACCUGCGGAAAUGGGCUUCCAACAGUGCAACAGUGUUAGAAGAAGUUCCUGAUGAAGAUCGAGAAGUGAAAAUUCCUAUAGUGGACAACGGAAGCAGUACCAUCAAGGCACUCGGUAUGCAAUGGCAGCCGUGCAGUGACGAGCUCCACUUCACUUAUCAGCUAACCGAGAUCCUUCAGCCCACAAAGCGAAUAAUACUAUCGCAAAUUGCCAGCUUAUUUGAUCCCCUCGGCCUUCUCUCUCCGAUCAUCAUUCCCCGAAAUGUUAUCGACAUGAGAAACUGGACUCGUCUCUACCUGCACGGCUACUGCGACGCAUCCGAGGUGGCAAUGGGCGCCUGUGUCUACAUUCGAGCCGUGGACGAUGAUGGCAAUACUUCCUCCCAUCUACUCUACGCUAAAUCCAAGCUGGCACCUAUAGGCAACGGCAAAACAACCACACCUCGGCUGGAGUUAUGUGCAGCUGUUAUUCUCGCCAGGCUGAUCUCCAACGUAAAAGAUGCUCUUUCCACGACGACAUUCCAUGAGAUUCGUGCUUUCUCCGAUUCGAAAGUUGUACUGGCAUGGCGCCGGUGGCGCGGCAAGGUGGAAGACCUUCGUCGCUAA